GGACAGUGUGUGAUGAGGGUCCAGUCCUCCGUCUAUUGUGGUUGUUGAACAAGGCGUCGUCGGGGCAUCGUGAUGGAACACGUGUCGCAGGAGGUUCGUGGCAAGACCUUGAGCAGGGUGGAGAGAAAUGCGGUGGUUGCAGCGGUGUCGGCGGUGGCCAUGCGAUGUCGCAUCGAGAGAACGACGACACGGUUGAGGACAAGAGUGUCUAUCCGCAGACAGCGUGAGCUCCUCCACCACGUGAUGGCGGCGCCAGACUGCGUGUCCAUGUCCGAAUCCAUUACCCAAUUUUGCGCCGCCAUGUCAUCCAGGGCGAUACCACGUGCGACUCCAAGGUGGUGGAUGCGGAGAAGGACGGGUGGCACGUGGGAGGAUCUGCGGAAGAUGGAGGACGCCUCAGACGAGUACUACAAGGAAAAGUUGAGGAUGACCCCCAGGGUGUUCAUGGAGAUCGUGGAGGCGUUGUCUCCUCUUCUGCAGCGGCGGGUGACAUUCUACAGGGUUCCUUUGCAGCCGGAUCACAUCAUCGCAUAUGCGUUGUACCGAUGGGCGAGCGGUGAGACAUACGAGAGCAACACGUCGUCAUUCGGAAUAGGGCGCACAUCCGGGUUGAUCGCAGUGGAGGACGUUACGAGGGCGCUCCUGAGGGUGUACAGUGACAAGAUCGUAUGGCCUACUGGGAUGCGUCGUACGCUCGUUCUGCGUGCCUUUGAGGCGAAGGGCUUUCCCAACUGCUAUGGCUGCAUAGACUGCACGCACGUUUACGUCGACAAACCGGCGAACGCUCCUUCGGAGAACUUCUUCGACCGGAAGCAUCGUUUCUCCGUUGUAGCGCAGGUGGUGGUGGACCUGGACUUGCGCAUCAUGGACGUUUUCGUCAGUUACCCAGGGAGCUGCCAUGACAUUCGGGUGCUUCAGCUCUCCAGUCUGUGGGCGCGUGCGGAGGAGGGGGAUCUUUUCCGUGGAGCUCCUGUUGUGCUGCCGUUCGGAGUGAUGACACACGGUUACAUUAUGGGCGAAAACGGGUAUCCGCCGCUGGAGUGGAUUGUCGUGCCGUACGGGGGGACCGAUCAAAUCCCCGACGAGGAGAGGUUCGACAAUAAGCAAAAGGUCGCCAGGGGAGCAGUGGAGAGAGCUUUCAAGAGAUUGAAAGGGAUGUGGAGGCUGUUCCUCCGCACACAGAAGACGAAUAUGGACACUCUCCCACAAUAGUUCCAGGCCGUGUGCAUUCUGCACAACAUCCUCCUUGACGCUGGCAUGGAGUUCGACGACAACUUG
Molecule: messenger RNA, 1278 nt
Organism: Chara braunii
Lineage: Eukaryota; Viridiplantae; Streptophyta; Charophyceae; Charales; Characeae
Source: the annotation of a GenBank genome assembly